AUGCCAAGAAGUGAGUACAUGGAAUAUUACAAAAGGGUUCUGGCAAUGGAACCCGAUGAUUUUGAAGAGUUCGAUAAGUCAGUUGGGAAGGACCUUGCAUAUGCAUUUAGAGUCACGAAUACGCCUUUGGCCAACAUGAUUAAGAGUAGGAUAGAGCAGUAUCCAUUUGUUCGGAGGAUAAAAUGCUUGGAGAAUGUAUACGAAUUCCAUAAGAAAAAGGAGAAAGAUGACGAGUACAGAAUGUUUACAAGCUUUCUUAUCAAUCAGACCAGUGUUGGGUUGAUUCAGAGGCAGGAGAUUGUCAGUAUGAUUCCUGUUUUGCUCAUGGAUCUGAAGGAAGAUUCCAAGGUCAUUGACAUGUGUGCAGCACCUGGAUCAAAAACCAAGCAAAUCCUCGAGGUUGUUACAAAGGGGCUUGUGAUAGCUAAUGACGCCAAUGGAAAAAGAAUAAAGGUGCUUGUGAGUGAAACAGCCAAGAAGCCGAACGGUUCAUUAAUAGUUACUAAGCAUGAUGCAACUGCAUUCCCAAAGGUAUACGAAGGAGGAGGCCUGAUCAGAUUUGAUCGUGUGUUCUGCGACGUAGUAUGCUCGAGCGAUGGAACUGUAAGAAAAAGCCCUGGCCUUCUUGAUGGAUGGAAAGUUUCCAGAAGCACGAGCCUGUUUGACACGCAGCUCAAGAUUCUGAGAAGAGGAUGCAGUCUUGCUGCAAAAGGAGGGCUGGUGUCCUAUUCUACGUGCUCUUUGAAUCCCAUAGAGAAUGAGUGUGUGGUUCAAAAGGUCCUGCUUGAGGGAGAGUUUGAGCUAGUUGACUUUAGAGGUGAUCCAAGGCUCUCUCUCUUUCCUGCUUAUGGAGAUGGGACGAAGAUUGUCUUCAGAGAAGGAUUGAAGAAGUGGGAAACAAGCGAUAAGAUAUUCAAGAAUCCAAACUACAGGCCUUCAGAUGUAGACUUGGGAUUGGAGAAAUGCAUCAGAUUUUAUCCGCAUGACCAAGACACAGGCGGGUUUUUCGUUGCAAUUCUCAGGAAAAAAGACGGCAUUGAAAAGGCGAUGGCGAAGAGAGAGGCGCCAGACCCUUCCUUCAAACGCUUUAUCUUCUUUCCAAGUAACGUUAGAGAUGAUAUGUUCAAGACUUAUUCGAUGUGCAUGGAUGGUGAACUAUAUAAAAAAACAGAAAGGAGCCGCACCAUAAGCUUUGUGACUGGGGUUGCAGCAAGAGUGCUUAGUGAAAAUCCGGGGCUUAAUGUGAUAAGUGCGGGCUACAGAAUUCUAGAGAAGUCUGGCCUGGCCAAUGCGGAAUUUUAUUUAAAAAAUCUCUUCCAUGCUGGAGGCGGAUUUGAAUGCAAUCUUGUGAUCUCAUUAGACCAGUUCAAGCUUCUACUAAACGAAACGUUUGUUGACAACACCCUGCUGGGGUUUGAGCACAUAGGACUGGCUAUCUGCAAGAUAGAAGAAAUGGGAAUCACGCUAUGUGGAUACGGAAGCCAUACCUCAUUUACUCUUUUUAUGAAUAACAACCUGAGAAAGGCAUUAAAAGACCUGAUUCUAUGA
Messenger RNA from Encephalitozoon hellem ATCC 50504, 1548 nucleotides. RefSeq names its product tRNA/rRNA cytosine-C5-methylase. Gene Ontology annotation, molecular function: methyltransferase activity. The record is from RefSeq and is a predicted model, not a curated record. Gene Ontology annotation, biological process: RNA methylation. The coding region runs from base 1 to 1548 and encodes 515 amino acids. NCBI's taxonomy places the organism in Eukaryota, Fungi, Microsporidia, Unikaryonidae. The transcript has a single exon.